This is a messenger RNA of Rhincodon typus (whale shark), 486 nucleotides long. RefSeq names its product histone H3. Lineage: Eukaryota; Metazoa; Chordata; Chondrichthyes; Orectolobiformes; Rhincodontidae. The record is from RefSeq and is a predicted model, not a curated record. The coding region runs from base 10 to 420 and encodes 136 amino acids. The transcript has a single exon. Gene Ontology annotation, molecular function: structural constituent of chromatin; protein heterodimerization activity; DNA binding. Gene Ontology annotation, cellular component: nucleosome.
UUGAAGGGAAUGGCCAGAACCAAGCAGACAGCGCGUAAAUCCACUGGAGGGAAAGCUCCCCGCAAGCAGCUGGCGACCAAAGCGGCCCGCAAGAGCGCUCCGGCCACGGGCGGGGUGAAAAAGCCUCAUCGCUACAGGCCUGGCACGGUAGCUCUGCGGGAGAUCCGCCGCUACCAGAAAUCCACCGAGCUGCUGAUCCGCAAACUGCCCUUCCAGCGCCUGGUGCGGGAGAUCGCUCAGGACUUCAAGACUGACCUGCGGUUCCAGAGCUCGGCCGUGAUGGCCCUGCAGGAGGCCAGCGAGGCUUACCUGGUGGGGCUGUUUGAGGACACCAACCUGUGUGCCAUCCAUGCCAAGCGAGUCACCAUCAUGCCGAAAGACAUCCAGCUGGCCCGCCGGAUUCGCGGGGAGCGCGCCUAAACGGAGCGUGCCUGGCCCUGCACGUUAACCCCGAGAAACCCAACGGCUUUUUUCAGAGCCACUAAG